Pogona vitticeps (central bearded dragon) is the source of this 3544-nucleotide messenger RNA. RefSeq names its product leucine rich repeat LGI family member 3 (gene LGI3). Gene Ontology annotation, biological process: regulation of exocytosis. Gene Ontology annotation, molecular function: protein binding. Gene Ontology annotation, cellular component: synaptic vesicle. NCBI's taxonomy places the organism in Eukaryota, Metazoa, Chordata, Lepidosauria, Squamata, Agamidae. The record is from RefSeq and is a predicted model, not a curated record.
AUCAUUCCAGCUGAGCUAAGGGAGCAAAGGUUUAACCUCUAGGGAGGAAAAUCUGCUCAGCUGCCACAGGCAGCCUGCCUUUUGUUUGGUCCCCCCCCCCCAACCCGGCUUUGCUGAGCGACAGCCUCUCCUCCUUCGCCUUGCUCUCGUGACUACCCUGUCACUCAGCAUCGCUGGGUGCUUGCGCUCCUUCUCGGUGUCUCUGCUUCUCUCUGCCUUUCCCUCCCACCCACACACCAGGCAGGAAGAGGGCCGCGUUCUGCAGGGCUGAAUUCUUGAGCAGCAGGAGCCAGCGCCGUUCCUGGCUUUAGCAGCGACCUGGAAAACACAACACUUCAGACGCAGCUGUGGAGGAAGAAGGAGACCGGCCGAAGGGGCAUCUUCCUCCGAGGGACCUACGGCAGCUGCGGGUCCUCCCGGAGGCAUCUCUGCCCGGACAACUCGGAAGGAAGGGCUGUUUUUCAACGGCGGAGAAACCAGGGAGAGGCCAUGGCCGGACUGCAGCAAGGGGACAAAGUUUUCCCCAAGGGACGGGUUCUUCUCCUCGGCUUGCUGGGCCUGGCCUGCAUGUGGUCACCGGCCGCCUGCCGAAGACCCCCCAGGCCUCCCCCUUGCCCACCGAGCUGCUCCUGCACCCGAGAUACGGCCUUCUGCGUGGACUCCAAGGCGAUUCCUAAGAAUCUGCCCCGAGAUGUCAUCUCCCUGACCCUGAUAAACGCAGGCUUCAGCGAAAUCAAAGAAGCUGCCUUCGCUCAUCUCCCCUUCCUGCAGUUUCUCUUGCUGAAUUCCAACAAGUUUUCCUUGAUCGGAGACAAUGCGUUCACAGGACUCUCCCACCUGCAGUACUUGUUCAUAGAGAACAAUGACAUCCAGGCUCUGUCGAAAAACACCUUCCGUGGGCUCAAGUCGCUGACGCACCUCUCCUUGGCUAACAACAAUCUACGGACGUUGCCCAGAGAUCUUUUGAAGCCCUUGGAAAUCCUGAGCGACUUGGACCUCCGGGGCAAUUCGCUGACCUGUGACUGCAACAUCAAGUGGCUGGUGGAGUGGAUGGAGAGCACCAACACGAGCGUCCCUGCCGUCUUCUGUGGAAGCCCCCCUCAGUACCAAGGCCAGAAGAUCCGGGAACUGCCGCUCAAGGAUUUUGACUGUGUCACCACAGACUUUGUGGUGCAUCAAGUCUUGCCUUUCCAGUCGGUGUCGGCCGAGCCCUUCCUCUACGCCAGCGACCUCUACGUGGCCUUGGCCCAGCCGAGUUCCAGCAGCUGCACCAUCCUGAAGUGGGACUACGUGGAGCGCAAGUUGAGGGACUUUGACCGGAUUCCCGCUCAUUCGGCUGUCUAUUGCAAACCGAUCGUGGCCGAGUCCCAGCUGUACAUCGUGGUGGCCCAGCUCUUCGGAGGCUCCUACAUUUACCGCUGGGACACCAACAUCCACAAGUUCAUCAAGAUCCAAGACAUCGACAGCCAGAAGAUCCGGAAGCCCAACGACAUCGAAGCCUUCCAGAUCGAGGGCGAGUGGUUCUUUGUCAUCGCUGACAGCUCCAAAGCCGGAUCCACCAGCCUCUACCGCUGGAACCAGAAUGGCUUCUAUUCCCACCAAGACCUCCAUUCUUGGCACCGGGACACCGACGUGGAGUACGUGGAGAUGGACGGCAAGCCACGGCUGAUCAUCUCCAGCAGCUCUCAGGCACCCAUCAUCUACCAGUGGAACCGGGUGCAGAAGCAGUUUGUCCACCUGGGGGACGUGGCGGAGGUGAUGGACGUCCAGAUGGUGAAGCACUUCCGGAUCAAGAGGGACAACUACCUGUGCCUCAGCCGCUACAUCGGCGACUCCAAGGUGGUCAAAUGGGAAGGCCAACGUUUCACGGAGGUGCAGACUUUGCCUUCCCGAGGGUCCAUGGUCAUGGAGCCUUUCCGGGUCUCCCAGCGCCAGUACAUGGCCCUGGGAAGUGACUUCUCUUUCACACACAUCUACCUGUGGGACGAAGAGAAGCAGAAGUUUGUGAAGUUCCAGGAACUCUCCGUCCAAGCUCCACGAGCUUUCCGCCCCAUCCCGUUAGAGGGCAUGAAUAUCUUGCUAGCGCCCAGCUUCAAGGGGAACACCUUGGUUUACAAGCAUAUUAUAGUAGACCUCAGCUUGUAGGUGGGUGGUCAGCUGCCCUGCCUUGUGCACACACACCCAUGCCUGUUUGUCCACUGGAGGUGCCUCCUACGUACGUCGAAUGGCACCUGCACAGUGUAAUCCCUUGGAGCACAGCUGCUUACUCACGCUCCACCCAAUCCCCUCCUCCUGGAUGUCCACCCCUACUUACUAAGAAAGGGUUGAUCUGGGCCCUUGAAUGAUGCACACGCUUCUACACAGUACAGAAAGGUCCUCACAGGCACUCACUCACCCUCCUCUGUUGACUUAGAUGUGUACGCAGCCACACACUCCUGGAUUUCAUGUCAUAUAGACAUCAUUCCUGGGAUGAAACACAUGAAUCUUGUGGCCAAAAAUUGAGCAGUGGAAGAACUGCAUGCACAAAUACGCAGGCACACCAAGAGUCAACACUUGGGAAAAGUUCUGGUUGUUACUAUUUCUGGACUUCCCGGAUCUACCGCUCAGCAUGGCUAGCCACUUUGGGGGAAAGUCGAGCCUUCCACCAAACACGCCAGCCUUCCUGUCAAGCCCAUGAACAUGAUGACUGGCGAAGUUCUGAAAGAUAGCUUUUGCAGACUCUGCUUCUGGAAGCGCUUGGAUACUUGCACAAAUGAUGUCUUUUGGGGCACCCGCUAUGUCGAAAUGUUGUGCGGCAUUUCAUCGUUCGCAAAAGUUUUCUUGAGGGCAUCCAAAGCGGACCAGCACAUCUCCUGUUCCAUAUUGACGUACACACGAGGAACUCUGACCAAAGAAUCUGCCACCUGGGUCUGAUUCAGGUGCUGGUCUUGUGUGGCCAGGUUCACGAGGGGCCACAUGAUCAGGUUGCACGGAUGCCUUCUUCAGCUUGAGUGCUGUGCGAACACUUCCAACAUUAAAAAGGAUACUGGCCUAGAUGUUUACUACCGCUUGUCGGCUCCCUUUGACAAGGCACUUUGUUGACACUGGAAGCAAGUCAUCCUUCUAUCUCUCCCAUCAUAUCUCUUUAGUUUUGUUCACAAAACCAGCCUUUGGGGGGCUGGAAGGAAGAGCUAUGUCCCAACACUGGGGCUGACCUUCCUCACUUCAGUAUGCCUUCGUUGACCCUUCUAAUUAAUGCCAUUUUCCCAGCAAGCCUUUUAAAAUGCAUAAUUUAAUUUGUGCUCAACAGUUUUGGCCUAUUUUUUUUAAAUUGUCAACGCACUCACUCAGUAGCACCUAACCAAUAAGACAUUUUAGCACCAAUUGAAACAUGGCAGACUCUUUAUUGCAUCUGCUGCCAGGUAAGCCCCAGUGUGAACUUAUUUCUGUGUCAAUGUGACUAAUAGUGUAGCCAGGCUGAAAUCCUAUAUAUACUUAACUACAAGGAAAUCAAUAACUUGUAAAGGUGCUGCUACUCAAUAAAGGAAAUAUUUCAUUCACAACA